UAUUUUAUUUCCCAAGGAUGGAUGCCCCUCCACUAAAUCAGCUAACUGUGUCACGUUUUGUUAGUGUUGUGGAUGCUGUGAAUGAAUCUGCGAUGCGAUACGAUACACCCACGCAUCACAUGCAUAUGCAUAUGCGUAUAUACGCGUAGAUCUGGAGGAGUGAGUAGAACAGAGAAGAAGGAGAAAGAACAACGCAAGCGGUGUUUGUUUGUUUCAAACGCACGAGGCCAUGUCGGGAUUCAGAGACGCUCACUGUUUUCCGCGUCUUGUCCUCGUUGUGAAUCUCGUUCUCGCUCUUCUUCACGCCCUCGUUGCUUCCCUUGCCUUCUUUCAGUUGACGAGGAUUCACUUGAGAAACGCGCAGCUUGGUUUGACUCGGCAAAAAGUGUUCCAUCUGUUGAUUGGCUCUUCUAACUUAGGUUAUGUCAUUUAUUUGGCAUUGACACUUAUUGCUGCUUGCAAGGGAUGGACCUUUUGGUCACACUCUUGUGGUUUCAUGUUUAUGGCUUUCCCCAAAGUACUUUUUUUUGCAGCAUUUCUUCUACUUUUAUCCUUCUGUCUGGCUGCUGAUGGUGCUACUGUUGCUGCUACCACCGUGGACUACAAGUCUACUCUACCCACUUUGAACCAGCAGCUCCUUCAUUUCAGUAUUCGCAAUGGCAGAAAUCGGUGCAGUUAUAGCUUGCCACCACAACAUGGCGGUGGCGAUGCAGAUUUUUCAUGGCAGCCCAGUAGCAGAUUUGGGUGUAACAAAAUAGAGUUGCGGGACAAUCAUGGAAGAAGUUGCAAAGAGUGCCAAUGCAGCACCCAUGUGAAACAAAGGAGUAGCAGUCGCGCACAUCUGAAACCAACCAGUAGCAUCAGUGAGAAGAAGACUCUGGUUACACUGCUAGUUUUCAUUACCAUGAUGGCAUUUGCUUUGAUAAUCUGGAUUGGGCUAGAAAUAAUCCCAUUGAUUCUGAAGUGGCCGCCUCAGGUAUAUUUGGAUCUUUCUGCUAUUGGAAUGAUUUUGUUGGGAGGAGCAUUAGCCUGUUAUGGAAUCCUAUUAUGCUUGAAAAUGAGCAAAGUGAGAGCCGAGAAACCUUCAUCUGAAAUGUGGAAGGUUGCAGGUUUAACUAUUGUCUCUGUACUAUGCUUCACAUCAAGUUCAUGUGUAGAACUUUUAACUGACAUCCCUGUAUUAUAAUGGCAUCAGCAGCGUUGAAUGAUGCAUACACCUAUUCUUCUACUCGUUUUGUAUUAUUUUGGGGGUUCAUCAAUACCUUCAGCAGUGAUACUGUGGGUAAUGAGAGAAUUACCACCUGCAGAAGCUGCUGUCGUACCAGAAGAAUCUAGAACAAUAACUUUUGUUGCUGAUAGUUCAAUUGCAAUUCAUCAUCCUCAACGCUGGACUACGGCAACAAGCGUGCAGAAUCAGGGUGACCAUGUUAGCCUGCUUGAAAGCUGAAUUAAUCGAUCUCGAGAAAGAUUUUUUUUUGUCCAAAUCAUGCUGACUUGACUAUGGGUACAAAUGGUCGU
Messenger RNA from Vigna umbellata (rice bean), 1518 nucleotides. NCBI's taxonomy places the organism in Eukaryota, Viridiplantae, Streptophyta, Magnoliopsida, Fabales, Fabaceae. The record is from RefSeq and is a predicted model, not a curated record.